AUGAUCGAUUGGCUAACUAGUUUACUGGUUGGUAGUUCAGUGUCAUUCAUCAUGACCUUUUCAUUUUGUUUCUGUUUUAAACGUGAUCGUGCUACAUACAGUGUAUCAUCAAAUAAUGGAAAUGUUGAUUCAUUGAAAACCACAACUGUUACUUUAGCACCAUUGCCAUUAUCAUCUGAUGCAGCCAUUAUUCCCAUGGAAUCAGAUUAUGAAAAAAUUAUUGGUUCAUCAGGUGAUGGAGAAAUACGUAUUAAUACUGAUUUUAGAGAUUCGACAACAUCGAUGGAAUAUGGAGGUUAUACGAAAUUAACACCAAUUCGAUCUCAACAACAAUCAUUCGACGAUGAUACACAACUCUAUGCUACUGUUGAUAAAACAAGAUCAGUAGGAAAUAGUGAAAUGAGAACAACACCAAAUGCAACGGCUGCGAUUGCAGCGGCCAUUAGACAAGGUUCAUCGCCAGCAUCGACUACUACUUCUGCAUCACCACAAGCAAUCUUCUCUGGAAGUUCAUAUUUAACUGGAUACACAAUGGCAUCUCAAAAUCCACCUGAACAUCCGCCCCCACCUCCUCCUCCUCCGCCGCCGCCGCCAUUACCACCGCUUUUACCUCAAGUCUAUGGUAGUACAACUACAAAUAUCAAUGAUUCUAGUCGUCGUCCUCAUUACGAUGAAGUCAUAACACGAGAAUCAUUACAAUACCGUGCACAACGCUUACAAAUGGAAGAACAGCAACAGCAACAACAACAAAUGCGUGAAAAUUAUUAUUCGUCUGUAAAUAGUGAACGUGGUACAACGACAGGUAGUGAUCUAUACGCUGAAAUCGCCAACGGUAGUGCAUCGGGUACAGUGCAUCAAAGUCAACAAGCCUAUUAUUAUACGCGACCAUCAGCUGGUGGUAGUGGCCUAGGCGAUGAUUUAUCUGAAAGAUAUGCAACUGUUAUUGAAUCUGCUGAACAACAGCCAACAACAAAUCGUAUAUAUCAGGAUGUUGAUACAAUGAAACUUUAA
Molecule: messenger RNA, 1011 nt
Organism: Rotaria socialis
Lineage: Eukaryota; Metazoa; Rotifera; Eurotatoria; Philodinida; Philodinidae
Source: the annotation of a GenBank genome assembly